This is a messenger RNA of Peromyscus eremicus (cactus mouse), 1445 nucleotides long. It is a transcript of the gene Tcf23, whose product is annotated as transcription factor 23. Gene Ontology annotation, molecular function: RNA polymerase II transcription regulatory region sequence-specific DNA binding; protein dimerization activity; DNA-binding transcription factor activity, RNA polymerase II-specific. The coding region runs from base 771 to 1427 and encodes 218 amino acids. The transcript has 3 exons. Gene Ontology annotation, biological process: developmental process; regulation of transcription by RNA polymerase II. The record is from RefSeq and is a predicted model, not a curated record. Lineage: Eukaryota; Metazoa; Chordata; Mammalia; Rodentia; Cricetidae.
ACACACAUCUCUUUGCUUUAUCGUUGCUUUGGAGAAUAAGAUAUCCAUACAAAGUGCAGAGGCACAGUGCAGGGCAUCUCCCGAGCUAGGAACAUCAAAGUGUUGUUAGGAUACUAACCAGGUUGUGGUCCUGCCAAUCAAACAAGGAUACGGGCUGGCCGUGGGGCAGGGUUAAAGUCCUCCUAAGUGAAGGGCAGCACCCCAAAAAUGGCAUCAUUCCCCUGGAAUCUUGGGGAGAAAGCACCAAGUUGGAAUUGGGAAGCCUGUCCGGGGAAUAGGGAGUAGUGCCUCGUCACACAUUUUUGGUGGGAGGAAGAAAGGCCAUUGUGAGAUAUAGAGUGUCAGUCUCUGACAAAAGGGCUGGAGAUCCAGAGCCCCAGACUAUGGAUGUGAGCCCCAAACAUGAAGUGGUAGAUCCAUCAGUGGAUUGCUCUGUUAGGGUCAGUCAUGGCAUGGAAGGGCACUCUCUUCUUAACCAUCUCCUGGCCUUCUUAGCAUGGGCCUUGUCCUAAGGCUUGGCCACGCCCAGCAUGCAGCACCCCCACCUCUCAGCUAGGAUGGGAGGCAGGCGGAGGCUAUUUGCGGGGGCUGUGCCGGGUGGGCAGUUUUCCCGGAGCGAGGAGUGAAGGAGGACUGAGUUGGUGCCGGCUUCUUCAGAUACAGACCGCUGGCUGCAUGGCCAGCCUGUCCAGGCUAGCUUGAGCCCAAGGGCUCCUUCGGGCUCUGUGCUACUGCUCUAGGGCUACAGUCCCAUACCCCAAGAGAGUGGCAUGUCACAGGAGGCCACAGGGGUACCAGCAAUGCCAAGAGCAGGGCUCGGCCAGACUAAGGCCAAAGCACGGUUGCUUCUAGGCACUGACAGGAAGAGGAGCCGCCUCAGCAGGACGAGGCAGGACCUAUGGGACGACACUAGCUGGAGCAAUCAGAGAUUGAACAGAGCUACCUCCGCCCCUCGAGGGACCAGAGCUAAGGGAACAGCUCAUGGCAGGAGCGAAGCCAGCCCCGAGAACGCGGCACGGGAGCGGACCCGGGUGAGGACCCUGCGCCAGGCCUUUUUGGCCCUGCAGGCUGCCCUGCCGGCUGUACCACCUGACACUAAGCUUUCCAAGUUGGAUGUGCUGGUGCUGGCCACCAGCUACAUAGCCCACCUCACCCGAACACUCGGCCACGAGUUACCUGGCCCUGCCUGGCCGCCCUUCCUGCGUGGACUCCGGUACUUACACCCCCUCAAGAAGUGGCCCAUGCGAUCUCGUCUUUACGCAGGAGGCUUGGGAUGCUCUGGCCUCGGUUCCACCACAGCCAUCGCUACCAGCCAAAGAACCAGGGAUGAAGAGGUGGGGUCCCAGGUCUCUGUAGCCGCAGAUGUUCUCCUUCUCGCCAAUCCAGUAUCUCCAGCUCCUGGUAACAAAUGGCCAGCACACUCCUAGACUGUGACUCUCACUGAA